CCCUUUCCUUGUAUAUUUCUCAUCCUCCGCUGCGUGUAAAUGACAGUAGAGAAAUUGAGAGAAAGCAGCAACAGAGACAGUAAGAGCAAAGCGAUUGAUUCGUGCAUUCAAAGAAAUCCUUUUGAUUAAUCUUACGCCUUAACAAACCAACCCCACCAAAACUUCAUUCUAACUCAACAAAUACCCUUUCCUUCCCUACUUCUUCUCCUUCAAUUUUAUAUUUUCUCUCUCUAACUCUCUCUCUCUCUCUCUCUCUCUCUCUAGCAGUAGCUUGGAGAGAAAGAGCAGCAGCAGAAGAAGAAAUGAAGCUCUCGGCGUUGCAGCAGAGCUACAUGAACCGCCGGAGCACUAGCUUUAGAGGAUCAGCUCCGUUAGAUUCGUCUUCUGACAGCGCGAUUAAAUCUCCUGCAGCUAUCUUUUGGCUUGUUCUACACGGUGUUUGCUGCCUUAUUAGUCUUGUGCUCGGUUUCCGUUUCUCUCGUCUUGUUUUUCUGUUUCUUUUCUCUACUUCUACUAAUCUCUAUGGAACGCCGUUCCGUCAGCUCACCACCACCGCUGACCUUGCUAAUCCUCUUAGUGUUCCUUCGAAUCCGAUUUCUAACACUGAACCGCCUGUAAUUAAUAAAACGGUGAGCUCUAGAGUGGUAGUUGGGCGCCAUGGGAUCCGGAUCCGGCCUUGGCCUCACCCGAACCCGAGUGAGGUGAUGAGAGCGCAUCAGAUAAUUGAGAGAGUGCAGAGAGAGCAGAGGAUUCAGUUUGGAGUGAAGAGCCCUAAGACUGUUAUCGCGGUUACGCCGACUUAUGUACGGACUUUCCAGACGCUGCAUUUGACUGGCGUUAUGCACUCAUUGAUGGUUGUCCCUUACGACGUCGUGUGGAUCGUUGUAGAGGCCGGUGGAGUCAGUAACGAAACCGCUUCGAUUAUUGCAAAGUCGGGAGUUAAGACUGUUCAUAUCGGGUUCAAGCAGAAAAUGCCGAAUUCGUGGGAGGGACGGCAUAAGUUGGAGGCUAAAAUGCGACUUCACGCUUUGAGAGUUGUGAGAGAGCAGAAGCUGGAUGGGAUAGUGAUGUUUGCUGAUGAUAGUAAUAUGCAUAGUAUGGAACUCUUUGAUGAAAUCCAAAACGUGAAGUGGUUUGGUGCUGUUUCCAUUGGGAUUCUGGCUCAUUCAGGUGGUGCUGAUGAGCCAUCAUUGGCUACGGUUGAGAAGGAGAUAGAGAAGAGCCAGUCAAUGCCUGUGCAGGGCCCUGCUUGUAAUGCAUCUAACAAGCUGGCUGGUUGGCACACCUUUAAUUCACUGCCAUAUGAGGGAAAAAAUGCAAUUUAUAUUGAUGACAGGGCAACUGUGCUGCCCCAGAGGCUAGAAUGGGCUGGGUUUGUGUUGAAUUCUAGAUUGCUUUGGAAGGAAACUGAAGAUAAGCCAGACUGGAUAAAUGAUUUAGAUUCUGUUGAUGAGGAUAUAGAGAGUCCUCUACCUCUGUUGAAAGACCCUUCUAUGGUGGAGCCACUAGGAAGCUGUGGGAGACAAGUUUUGCUGUGGUGGCUUCGUGUUGAAGCUCGUAGUGAUAGCAAAUUUCCUCCAGGAUGGAUAAUCGAUCCUCCAUUGGAAAUUACGGUCCCAUCAAAACGAACACCAUGGCCAGAUGCUCCUCCUGAGCUUCCUGCUAAUGAAAAGCCAGUGAUUAGCACCUCAGUCUCAGAGCAGACUGUUAAGCACACAAAGACCCGAUCGUCAAGAUCGAGACGCAGUUCUCGGAGUAAGAGAAAGCACGAAGCAAAAGUUGUUGACACACAGGUUUCUGUAAGACACUCCGAGCAAAACUGAAAACAUUUAAACUAGAACACAAUAUAUAGUUUCUAUGAGAAUUUGAGACUUGAAGCCUUCAACAUGAAUUUGAUUGACAAA
Molecule: messenger RNA, 1904 nt
Organism: Jatropha curcas
Lineage: Eukaryota; Viridiplantae; Streptophyta; Magnoliopsida; Malpighiales; Euphorbiaceae
Gene: IRX14-L
Product: Nucleotide-diphospho-sugar transferases superfamily protein
Biological process (GO): glucuronoxylan biosynthetic process; plant-type secondary cell wall biogenesis
Cellular component (GO): Golgi membrane
Molecular function (GO): xylosyltransferase activity; galactosylgalactosylxylosylprotein 3-beta-glucuronosyltransferase activity
Source: RefSeq, a predicted model, not a curated record